Colias croceus (clouded yellow) is the source of this 6971-nucleotide messenger RNA. Its product is annotated as PHD and RING finger domain-containing protein 1. Lineage: Eukaryota; Metazoa; Arthropoda; Insecta; Lepidoptera; Pieridae. Bases 241 to 6447 code for a protein of 2068 amino acids. The transcript is spliced from 10 exons. The record is from RefSeq and is a predicted model, not a curated record.
CGCCUGAUCAUCGAAAGCGGCUUGCUGUCAAAAUAUAAAAAUAGUUUUUGAUAACGCGUAUGCUUUAUUUAUAAGUAAAUGUAUAGUUUUCAUGUAUUAUUUAAUUAAGUAAGCUGAAUGAAUUCACCUAGGGUCAUAUCACACAGUUUAGGAAUAUAUCUGCAAAGGAAGUUUACAACUUUGCAAAUUGCUUCGUGUCGCGCAUACUGAAACAGUGGUUCGUCUUGUUUACCGAUCAAAAUGAACGAAGAAGGCGGUGAUGAUUCGCCGUCACGGCCAAAACGAAAAAUAAAAAAGGUGAUGAUACUCUCGUCUAGCUCGGAUUCUGACAGUGAGGAGAGCAUCGGCGUCACAAGGACACGUAGAAAAAAAUUAAGGGUUGUGAGUGAAAAUGAAUCAAGUGAUAGUAGCGGCAGUUCAGUCGUAUGCGGCACUCGUCGCAGGCGCACCCUGCCCAAGCUCCGCGACUCGGAGGCAGAGAGCGACACUUCGGGUUGGGCGAGCGACCGCUCCAACUCGAAGCAAGUGGCAUCCACAUCCAAAGCACCUUCUGGGUUCGCCUCGGAUAGUUCAGAAGGAAAUUCUGACAAGUGCUCAAUAUGUUUGUUGCGCUUUACAAAUCAAGAAAUCGGUACUCCAAUAAACUGUGAGCAUAUAUUCUGUUUGGAUUGUAUAACAGAAUGGUCUAAGAAUGUAAACACGUGCCCUGUAGAUAGGAUAACAUUUGAAUCAAUAGUGGUGAAAGCGUGUAUCGGUGGACGAGUGUUAAGAACUGAGCCUGUUAAAGUAAUAGAGAGACGACCAUCGGUUGAUAUAUUAGUAGUAGAGGAAACUAUUGUAUGUGAGAUAUGUAGCAGGGGUGAUGAUGAAGAGUCUAUGUUAUUAUGUGAUGGCUGUGACCUUGGGUAUCAUAUGCAAUGUCUCACUCCUCCACUCACAGAGGUGCCAGCUUCUCAGUGGCUGUGUCCGAGUUGUGAUGAUAUUUAUGAUGCCAUCAAUUUGUCAGAAGUGGAAGAUCUGUUCAGUGAUAUUGCAGAUAUCAGUAGACCCCUAGGGCCUAGACCAGCCCCUCUCCGAGCGCCCAGAAACGUAAGGAGAUCGGCCAGGACCCAAAGCAAUCCUGACCAACCCUCCACCUCCAGUGGAAGGAGAGGCAGCAGGCUCAGUAUUGAAGACAUUCCCACUUCAUCCAGAGGUUUCAGAACAACCAAUAGAAGUCGCUCCACAACAACUGGAACACAAAGAAAAAGGAAAAGAACUACUCGUAGAAGAACAAGGAAGGUUUUGAUUGAGUAUGAAAUACAAGAAAAUGGAAAGUUUCCUGUAACCCGUAGUGUGACACGAACUGUUAGGAGGAGAAAGACACGUAAAAGACAACCUCGAACAGCAGCAAGGAGGUCACAUGUUAGAGCCAGCGUGAGAGCUAUGCUUACCUCUAUGAAGGUGGAUCAAGAAAUUGGCCAGUCUUCUAAUCCAAGAGGUGUCCAAGACUUGAGAGUCAGUAGACAACGAGCGGGCAUACCCACUCUCAGUAUAUAUGGAAAUACUAAUCAGUUGGAAUAUUUUUCUGAUGAUGAAGUGGAUGUAUCAGAAGGAGCUUCCACAGCAGUAGCUAUCAGACCUACCUCGAGCAUACUUAGUGCUUAUAGACAGGCAAGAAGGAAAAUGAUAAACAUACCAUCUCCAACGCAUGCCUCAUCAGCACCUGAUUUACUCUCAAAUAUUUUGGAGAGCCAAGCUCUCUUACAUUCUAAAAAUUCUAUUGUGUCUGUUUCUGUUGAUGGCAAUGUGAAUAUCAAAUUACAAAGAACAAAAACUUUGCCAUCAAAUAAAAGUCCAGAAGGAGCACAAAAAGAGAAAAAACUAGACUUGACAAAAACUGAAGAGGCUGUUAGGGAAGUUCCGUCUUACCCGGGACAGUCCCGCGGGGGAGGCGGCUGGGGCGGGGGCUAUCGCGGAACCUAUCAUCGCGACCAAAAUAACUUUAACAGGGGAAACUAUGACAACAAUUACGGAAAUUCGUAUCAGAACAGACAAGGCAAUAAUAUGUAUAACAAUUAUCAAAACAAUAACAAUAUGCGACGUGAUUCAGAACCAGAAUUCUUUGACAACUAUCGGCGACCCCACCAAUUUUCACAUGCAGAUGAUUCAUACUUUGAUAGGACUAGACGUAAUGCUCCAAAUGAUGCUAACAGACCUCAAAAUUUUUCCAAUACGCCAAGGCCUAAUGAGCAGAAUCAAGGGCGGUACAGUUUGGGCCCACCCUGGCAACCAUAUGGCAAUGCACCUCCUGCUUCUAGACAAGAUAUGCCUCCCGCUGCAGCUAGACAUUCAUUUGGAGGAUUUGAAAAUCCUCUUGAUAUGAGAAUGGGACAGAUGCCUCCAAGAACAUCAAAUGUUGAUUCAUUUUCAAGAAUAGAAACUCCUCAGCAAGAAAAACCUCAACCCCAACUUUAUAACCCUCCUGUCGAAACCCAGCCAUUUGAACCUUUACCACAGCCACCAAUGUUCAAUUUUCCUAAAUCAGGAGAACUGGAGAAGUCUGAAGACGAGAAAAGUGAUUCUGGUCUCGUCAUCGAUACAGAAAAGUAUGAUCCCACUGACCCUACAAAUGACGAUGACAGUGGAGACGAGCACAAAGAUUUGCCGGAACCUUCGACAGCUUCUGUCCCGAGGGUUGCGGAGAUCCCAGUGACCGCACCCGCAGUCGCAGUCCCUCUGCCGCUGGAGCCAGCGCCGGCGCCGCCGAGAACUGUACAAAGUAUUUUAGCUGGAAUAGACACAAGUAGCAUGAAUGUUCCUGCUAAUGUGCUGGACAGUGCAGUGAGACAAGUUUUAAAAGAACAUAGGAAUUUAAUUGUCCCUGCAACAGACACUCAUAAUGAUAAGAGCGAUGAGGAUUCGGAAGGCGACUGUCCGAAUUUCUCAAUUUACUCAGCAACAAGUGUACAUAUAGCUAAUAAUACGAGUAUUUUAAAUGACGAUGUAGUGCCCGAGCAACUGCAACAGGAUGGUCUGGAGGAUCUAGUCCAGGAGGAUGACGACGUGCCCGAUAUACCUUCUCCUGCUAAAUCCGAUAAUGCUUCUGAUGAAACAAUAAAAGCAGAAACAACACUCAAUAAUAAUAAAUCCUCCACACCCACGAGUUACGAAACUAAUGUUAUGAGUAAAACUGAAGAAGAAUAUAAAGAAAAAAUAUCUAAACGUUGCCCGAUUACGACAAAUACUCGAAAUCCUAUAAAAAUCAAGAUAAACACCCCUUCUUUGAUUAAAAGAGUUUCUUUGUAUGACGAAGAAGAUACGAAUCAAGAUGUUAAUCCAACAGAGAAGAGUGAUGUUAUUGAAGAUAAAAUGGAAUCUGAAAAUCCCGCCAGCCCUAAGUUAAGUAAGGAACACGAAAAAUUAUUUGAGGAGGAUGAAGUAACAAGUACAAUAUGCAAACAAAACAAGGAAGUUGAAGUUGAUGUCAAUAAUGUUAAAGAGAAUGUUGAUCAAGAACUUGAAGAAAACAUUAAAUUAUGCGGAGAAAUAAAAAAGAGCGAUGAAACUGUGAAUAAAAAAGACGAAGACAUGGAAGUUGCGAAUGAAAAAGAGAAAGAUUUUCAAGAUGAUAAUCAAUCUGACAAAUCGCAUUCAGAGCACGAUAAUGAAAUGUCCGAUACUGAAAUAUGUUUCAACACACAAUCGCCCAAAGACGAAAAAAAUAACGAGAAAGGUGAAGAAAAUGUAGAAAAAAUGACAGAAUCGAUCAGUGAAACUGAAGAUGAAAGAAGUUACACGCCCUGCUUAGACGAAAACAAACCGAAAGACGCGUCUUUUGAAAUCGAUAAAGAUAAGGGUCUCGAGGGGCUCGACACGGAAAUGAUAUCGGAAGAGGAGGGAAACGAAAUGUUCUCCGAGAACGAGAGGCCGCCGUCCGCGCAGUCGCACAAGUCUCCGCCCAGAGCCAAACCCGUCGAGGAGCCGCCACCCGAAGUCGCCGAGAAAAAGAGGAGCGACAAGAAAAAGGGCGACUCGAGAGAGGACGGAAAGAAGAAGAAAAAGAAAGAAUCGAAGAAGGAGGCCAAAGAGAAGAGUAAAAGUAAAAAGAAGACCGAAAUCUCUUUCAAGAAACUCAGUAAGAGCGGAAAAGAGAGAAACUACAGGGAGAGAGACCGGGACGACAAAAAGAAAAAAGACAGAAGAUCCUCGAGCGAGGCGCCCGAAGUGAAAAAGAAGAGAAAGGAAAAGAGGAAAGAUCUAGAGCGCUACGACGUCCGCACGCUCGUCACCGAGAAGCGGAGGAAAGUGAAAGAUCCGUUCGGGCGCGACGUGUCCCCUCGCGCGCGCUCCCCCUCGCUGUCCCCGCGCCGCUCCGCCUCGCCCGAGCCCCGCGCGGCCGCUCGGCGCCGCUCGCCCGCCCGCGCGCGCCGCACCGCCUCGCGCGCGCGCCGCUCCCUCUCCCGCGCGCGCCGCUCGCUGUCGCGGGCGCGCCGCUCCAUCUCGCGCGCGCACGCGUCGCCCCGCGCGCGCCGCUCGCCCGCAAACGCGUCGCCCCGCGCGCGCCGCACGCCCGCGCGCCGCUCCGUGUCGCGGCUGACGCCGGCGGCGCUGCGCGACUCGCCCCGCGCGCGCCGCUCCCCCGCCCGCCGCCCGCGCCGCUCGCCCUCCGCGCGCUCGCCCACGCCGCGCCUCUCGCCACGCCGCUCGCCCAGCGCGCGCCGCCGCUCCGUCCAGCGCAAGCGCCGGCGGCGCUCCGCCAGCCGUGCACGCCGGCGCCGCUCCGCCUCGGGCGUUGCUCGCGUUCUCGGCAAGAAGAAAAAGCGGGCGCGGCCCGACCGCUCGCCGACCCCGCUUCGCCGCCGCGUCGUCGAGUCGCCUCGCCGGAAAAUAAGAAGGAGCGCGAGCCUCGAGCUGUCGCCGGCUCGCUCGAUGCCGUCGCCGUCGCUCGACUCGCAGCCGCCGUCGCCGCGCACGCCGCCGCCGGAGCCCCCGGAGCCGCCGCUGCGCCUGGCCGCAGAGCGCGCGCGCCGCCGCGAGCUCGAGCGGCCGCGGCGCCGCGCGCGCGACGCGCCCGGCCCGUCCAAGGAGGUGUUCACGUCCGGCGACAACAUCCUCGUCAGCGUCAGCUUCAAGGACCAGCAGCGCGGCGAGGAGGAGGAGCGCCGGCGGCGGCGCGAGAGCAAGCGGGACCGCCGGCGGCGCCGCCGCAACCCGCCGCCGCCCGAGGCCGAGACGGCCAAGCCGGUCGCGAUCAUCGACCUCGACCGCUCGCCGUUCCGGGAGCUGACGCCGUCGCCCAAGAACGUGAUAGUGCUGAGCGACAGCGAGCCCGGCGAGAAGGAUGCCGCGGAGGCGCCGGCGGCGGCGCCCGCGCCCGCGCCCGCGCCGCCCGAGCCGCACGCGGCGGGCCCCAAGACGCCGCCCGAGCCGAGCGCGGAGGGCGGCGGGCCGCCGGUGGCCGCCGUGGCCGCGGUGCCGGCGCCGGCGGCGGGCUCGCCGGGCGCGGGCACGAAGCCGCGCUCGCCGGACGCGUACGACCCGUUCGAGCCGACGCGCUCGGCGUCCGCGUCGCCGGCGUCGGGCCGGUCGGGCGCGUCGCCCGCGUCGGCCGCGUCGGCGCCGUCCCCCGCCGGCCCGCCGCCCGACCCGCCGCGGCUCAUGACGCUGGAGUCGGCGCAGCGCACCAACAUGUCCGCGGACGACGUGCUGGACCGCCGCCCCGUGACCCCCGCUGAAAAGGUGCUAGCGUUGCUGCAGUCGACGCGCGACGCGUCGCCCGAGCCGCCGCCGGGCGACGAGGCGGGCGGGGGCGCGGCGGGGCCCGGGGCGCCGGCGGGCGGGCCGGGGGCGCCGGCGGGCGGCGCGGGCUCGGGGGCGCCGGGCGAGGAGGCGCCGCCGCCGCUGCCGCGCAUCGUGCUGCCGUCGCCGGGCCGCGCGCCACCCAAGCUGUUCCCGGGCAAGCCGUCGCCCAUCAAGUCGAACCCGGUGAAGCCGAUGGCGCGGCCGCCAUCGGAGCCCGGCUCGCCAUACUCGCCCGGCUCGUCCGACUUCGGCGACCUGUUCGAGCCGCCGGCCCGCCGCCGCCGAGCCCCCGGCCCGCCCGCCGCCAACGCGCACAACGCUUACAAGAAGAAAGGUAAAACGCAAGUGGGCGUGAAGAUAGACGAAGACAACCUCAAGAUCCUGGACGACCUGCCAAGCUCCGCUGUUGAGAUGCAGGUCAAGAGCAAGUUCCUGAAGAAGCUGAACCGACAGGAGCGCGUGGUGGAGGAGGUGAAGCUGGUGCUGAAGCCGCACUACAACAAGAAGCACAUCACCAAGGACGAGUACAAGCACAUCCUGCGCCGCGCCGUGCCCAAGAUCUGCCACAACAAGACGGGCGAGAUCAACCCGGCCAAGAUCCAGUCGCUGGUGGAGGCCUACGUGAAGAAGUUCCGCAAGAGACGCAAGCUGGGCCUCGCCUAGCGCUCGCCGAGCCCGGGCCUGCGCCCCCCUAGCCCUUACGGACGAUGUAUUCUAAUUUAACGCAACGUUUUAUUUAAAUAAAUAAUAUAAUGUAAAUCGUGAAUGAAUUUGUUAUUUAUCGAAUCGUAUCUGUUGUCGCAGAGAUAUAUUGUGGACCUUAUUUAUUAGUUACGGAGCGCCCUCGGCCGAAACGCGCUAGAUAUUUUUUUAACGACGACAAUGACAGGGAAGAGAACGCGUUUGUAAUAUUUAGUUAUCGAGUAGUUUAGUGAAUACAGUGUCGAUAGCGCGACUCGGCCCGACGCGGCUUGUGGCAGAGCUCGUAAUGGAUGCAAUGUGUAUAAUUAUAUCCAUCUAUAUUUGCAAUAAUUAACUUUGUACAAAAAUUCAUUCACUGCCACGAGAGAUCACUUAAAUAGAAAUAUAAAAUAUAGUUCAAUUAUUUAGUUACGAGAUAUUGGUUAAUAUUAUGUUUAAGUUAAUUAAGGGGUAGUGAAACAGCUAAUAAAAUGUUAAUAUUCUUA